AUGGCGGGUAAUUGUUUUAUAUGUGAAAACUCGCUAUCGGUCGGUGAAACUGUAAAUGUCGAGCGUGGAUUACAGACAUUAAAAAACGCUAGUAAUGAAAGAGACGAUGGACAUCUUGAGUUUUUAAAUAAUGUAACAUCGGUGACUGUGCAUGUUGAGUGUCGUAAAGACAAAAAAAAAAUUGCCUCAUUUAAAAGCAUAGAGUAUAUAGAGAUGCCCUAUCAGAAUAAGUAUUAUGAAUUAUGUGAAGCAAAACAUGUCGGAUUUGGUUUCCAAUAA
This is a messenger RNA of Macrosiphum euphorbiae (potato aphid), 279 nucleotides long. The record is from the annotation of a GenBank genome assembly. Lineage: Eukaryota; Metazoa; Arthropoda; Insecta; Hemiptera; Aphididae.